This is a messenger RNA of Jaculus jaculus (lesser Egyptian jerboa), 2535 nucleotides long. It is a transcript of the gene Ajap1, whose product is annotated as adherens junctions associated protein 1. Gene Ontology annotation, molecular function: beta-catenin binding. Gene Ontology annotation, cellular component: cell-cell contact zone; plasma membrane; adherens junction. NCBI's taxonomy places the organism in Eukaryota, Metazoa, Chordata, Mammalia, Rodentia, Dipodidae. The transcript has 6 exons. Bases 78 to 1319 code for a protein of 413 amino acids. The record is from RefSeq and is a predicted model, not a curated record.
CGGGACGGGAGCGAGCGGGCGCCGCGCAGAUGGCCCGGGCGAGCUAGGUCUGAGGCUCAGCUCCCCGAAACGUGACCAUGUGGAUCCAACAGCUUUUAGGACUCAGCUCCAUGUCCAUCCGCUGGCCCGGCCGCUCCCUUGGAAGCCACGCUUGGAUACUGAUAGCCAUGCUGCAACUUGUGGUUGAUUUCCCCUCCUGUGACUCUCUGGGCCCUGGGCCUGAGUUCCGGCUCCUGCUGCGCCCACCACAACGGCCUCCUCGGCUAUGGAGUCUACGAAGUGGACCCCCAACACGGCUCCCGACACCAGCUUGGAGCCCAAGGGCUACCCGCUCUGAGCGUACCCACGGGUCUCUACAGAUGCAAACACCCCGAGCCCGGCGAACUCACAGACCCCGAGACCAGGUGAUUGCACUUGGACCCAAAGGGGGCCUCACCAAGCCCCCAGCUGCUGCCAGAUCAAGCCCUUCCCUUGCCUCCUCAGCAUCGACCUCAUCCUCUGCUGUGGCCACUGGGGCCCCAGAGCAUCAGAGCCUCCUGAGGAGGGGGAGGAGGCAUGUGCAGGACACCAUGCUCAACGACUUCGACUUUAGGGGUGGCAGACCCACAACAGAGACCGAAUUCAUUGCCUGGGGGCCCACAGGGGACGAGGAGACCCUGGAGUCCAACACUUUCCCUGGUGUGUUCGGCCCUACCACCGUCUCCACCUUGCAGACACGGAAGACGACCGUGGUCACCACUACCACCACCACGGCCAGCACGGCCACCGCCAUGACGCUGCAGACUAAGGGGGUCACUGAGUCCCUGGAUCCUUGGAGAAAGACCCCUGUUGGGGUGAGCACAACAGAGCCUUCCACAAGUCCCAGUAACAAUGGGAAAGACAUGCAGCCCCCACGGAUUCUGGGGGAGACCUCAGGUUUGGCUGUGCACCAGAUCAUCACCAUCACCGUCUCCCUCAUCAUGGUCAUCGCUGCGCUCAUCACAACACUUGUCUUAAAAAAUUGCUGUGCCCAAAGUGGGAACACUCGGAGGAACAGCCACCAGCGGAAGAUCAACCAGCAGGAGGAGAGCUGCCAGAACUUGACAGACUUCACCCCGGCCCGGGUGCCCAGCAGUGUGGACAUCUUCACGGCCUACAAUGAAACACUGCAGUGUUCACACGAGUGUGUCAGGGCGUCCAUGCCUGUGUAUGCUGAUGAGACGCUACACUCUACUGGGGAGUACAAGUCCACAUUUAAUGGAAACCGAUCCUCCUCUGCUGAUCGGCAUCUCAUCCCUGUGGCCUUUGUGUCUGAGAAAUGGUUUGAAAUCUCCUGCUGACUGGCCGAAGGCUUUUUUACCUCCUGGGGGCAGGGCAGACGCCACGUGUCUGUUUCAUGGAUUCCGUUGGUGAACCUGUAAAAACAAAACAAAACAAAAAUUACAGACCCUAAAACUCCACUAUCUAAGGGGGAGGGUCCCCGCACCUGCCACUUCUGUUUGCCGGUGGGAAACUCACAGAGCAGGACGCUCUAGGCUAAAUCUAUUUUUGUAAAAUUGCUCACGCCUAUGGGUGAUGCCUUCUCCCCGAGUUUUCUUUGGAGAACAGAAAGAAGAAAUGCAAGGAAGGGACUGGAGACAGAGCGAAGGAGGCCAAGAGAAAGGACAGGAGGACGCUCCCGACGUCUGGGAUUUGCACCACAAAUCUGAACCUGUGCCAAUAAUACCAUUAUGUGCCAUGUACUGACCCGGAAGCUCGGCCGGAGCUGAGCCCAGCGAACCACGCAGAGACAUCUUACAGAAAACAGGGGUGGGGAUCUCUUCCGGUAGAGUCACUAUUUCUGGUUAAUAUAUAUAUAAAUAUAUAAAUAUAUAAAUACCAACAGACACGCACACAAACACUUUUUUUGUACUGUAGUAAUUUUUGAAGAUCUUCAAUGUUCCUUUUUAAAAAAAAAGAAUUGUGUUAUAGUUACAAAUUCUGCUUUAUUUAACUUGCUUAGUACGAACAGAAUAAACUGGUGUUUUCUACGUUGGCAACUCACCACACACACACACACACACACACACGCACGCACACACACACACACACACACACACACACACAAUCACGCACACAUAUUUAUACAAAUAUAUUGGAAAUACAGUUCCACAGAUGAGCGUAAUCUUUAUUCUUCCUGGUGACCUGGUAUUUCAUCACCGUUCAUCCCAGGGGGACAACCUCAACCCAAAUGAUGAGGUCCUUAAAUACCAUCCUUUGUUUGCCAGACAUUGGCUGAGUGGUACUAAGAGUGUGACUUGUCACCUUGGGCCAGAAUUAAGAAUGCCAUGGUUUUCUAUACAUAUGUAUACACACAUACAUAAAUGUUAUCUUUCUUCAUUUAAUUGUCUGAGAGACUACCAACCAGCCAUGGGGGCAUUUAGGUAGUUGGCUGGUGACAAGUGGGCCUGAGCACCAGGUUGGGUGGGUGGUGAAUUCUCAAACAUUUGUGUUAUACAAGCAUAGACUGAAUUAAAGAGAUUUUCCAGUUCCAAGAAUUAAAGAACUAUAUCCUUA